Molecule: messenger RNA, 2483 nt
Organism: Eupeodes corollae
Lineage: Eukaryota; Metazoa; Arthropoda; Insecta; Diptera; Syrphidae
Exons: 4
Coding region: 51-2483 (810 amino acids)
Source: RefSeq, a predicted model, not a curated record
UUAGCAUACAAAAUAUUUUAUUAUAAAGUAAAUACAAAAAAAACGUAAAAAUGGCAUCUUGGAAAAGAACAAAGUGUUCAAUUAUUCAUUGUGAAGCCGCAAAAACUCUACGUUUAGAUAUAAAAUUAUUUGAUUUUCCAAAAAAAGAUACUACAAAGUAUACGCAAUGGUUAUCGUUAUUAGGAGAGUCACAAGAACACGUAAAAAGCCUUAAACGACCCUAUAUAUGUAGCAAACAUUUUGAGAAAGCAUUAAUCGGAAAAAAAUAUUUAAGAAAGAAUGCAUAUCCUUCACUCUAUUUGACGCGAUCUGAGGAGGUGUGCAUUUCAGAUAGUGAAUCCGUUAAUUUUGAUCCGAGCAAAGCCAAAAUAACUUACGAAAAACGAAAUGAAGCUGAUAUGAGUAAUAAUGACCUUGAUGCUGAAGAGUUGAGUCGUGCGUCAAAAAGGUUAUCAGCAAAAAAAUCAAACGAAGAAAUAGAAUUCACCUGUACAAACUGCGAAGCUCAUUUAAAAAGGCAAUUAUAUUAUAUAAAAAGCAUUGGCAAGCUAAAGAAAGAAAAUCGUGCCUUGAAAAUUAAAAUACAGACAAAUCGCAAAUCAAAAAUAAACAUGUUACAGAAAAUAAGUCGAUUCAAAAAGACUAAAAAAAGGCUUCGGUCUGACGAAAAGAAUUCUCUCGAAAGAGAAAUCGAUUUAAUGGAAGGUAUAAAUCGAAACACAAAGACUUUUGCAAAACUUAUUUUAUCGCAAACCUUAAGAGAAUAUACCAAUGAGGAAAAGUGGAUUACACAGUGCAUUUUUUUCCGUUCGUCCUGCGGUUACAACUUUCUCAGAGAUCAACUUGGAUUACACUUGCCCAAUCCAUCUUCCUUACAUAGAUGGAUUAAUAUAAAAAGCCUUUCUCCUGGGCCAAAUAUUAAAGUUUUAGAGGAAAUAAGGAACGUUACAUCAAGUUUAUCAGAAAAAGAUAGAGAGGUUAACCUUAUUUUUGACGAAAUGAGCUUACAAACUAAUUUGACGUACAAUAAAUUCAAGGAUGAAAUUGAAGGUUUUGUUGACUAUGGAAAGAACCAAAGGUCAAGUAUUUUGGCUAAAUCUGCAUGCGUCUUCAUGAUUCGCAGUGUCUGUGGUAAUUUUAAGCAGGUUUUAUAUCAUGUUGUGUGUCCAAGCAAUAUUCCUAUGAAGCAACUUGAAAUUGAAGUACAUAAUUGUCUUGACAUAUGCACAGGCCUAAAUCUAAACGUAAGAGCUAUAUGCUGCGAUCAAGGCCCUACAAAUCGUAGCUUGUUUAACAAAUUAAAUCUUGAUGAAAGGAAAUUCAGUUUUAUGUACAAGGAAAAAGAAAUAUAUGGAAUGUAUGAUAUUCCACACCUUAUCAAAAGCAUAAGGAAUAAUUUAUUAAAAUACAAUUUUUCAACUUCUGAUGGAAUUGUAAGUUGGAAGGUAAUUAAAUACCUUUAUAAUAGUGAAAAAUGUAAUACCACUAAAAUAUGUCCGAGACUGACUUCAGCACAUAUAGACCCAACUGAAUUUCAGAAAAUGAGCGUAAAGUUGGCUGCUCAAAUUCUAAGUAGAUCUGUUGCCUGUGGAAUUGAAGCAUUAAAUAAACUGGGAAAGUUUCCGGCCGAAAUAAAUCAGUUUUCAAAAUCAACAGCAGAAUUUAUUAAAAAAAUUAAUCGUCUGUUUGAUCUAUUAAAUGGAAAACCAGCACUCAUAAGAAAUGACCAAAACAUAUUGUUUAUAAAAGAAAUGAAGCUUUAUUUACUUAAUAUAGAGCUAAUAAAUGCAAGAAAUAGACCGUUUUGUUUUAAGGGAUUAGCAUUAACAAUUGAAAGCAUUCUUUGCAUACGAGAAGCAUUAUUUAAAGAGUAUAACGAUUUAUACCAUGUAUAUGUAAAUAAAUUUAAUCAAGAUCCAUUGGAAAACUUAUUUGGAAAGAUAAGAGCUCGAAACGUUAACAAAAGUAAUCCCAGUGUUUCAGAAUUCGGUGCCCUGUUAGCCAAAGUUAUAUCGCUCAAAUUCUUAUUUAAUUCAAAAUGUUCCAAUUGCGAAGAAGAUGAUACGGAGUAUCUUCAGGUAGACUGGAAAGCCAUUUUGCAGAGCGAUACAGAAGAUAAAUCCAAGGAGCAACCUCAAAUCGAGGAAAUGUUUGAUGUGACCGAAUGCAUUGAAAAUGACAUCAAUGUUAGCAAUGUAGAAUAUAAUCAAGCUAAAGAUGCAACAAUUGUAAAGGUGCCUGAGAUCAACGACCUUGGCGAGAUAUCGAAGAAGUCGAAGAAGAUUAGGAUAAUGCUGGUUCUCGACAACCAGGACGAUGAGGAGAAUGUAGAGGAGAGAGAUGCCAAUACAGAGCAGAGGAUGAAAUAUCUUGAUCUAAUGGCAUCGAGUGAUGUUGCUGCUUCUACUGCUGCUGGGAAAGAUGGGAUGAUGAAGGAAAUUGAUGCUAACUUGUUGAUUCAAGUCAGAUCGGGGUCAAUUUAA